AUUUAAUCAUUCACUAUAGUAUACUAACUGCAAUCAACACAAUGUCCACAUUGGAAGAGUUAGAAAGUGUCCAACAAGAGGAGGAUACCGUAGACCAAGAAAUUUUAAAUUCAUCAACAUCUGAUAUAAUUAGUCGAACUAAACUUUUGGACAAUGAUAUAAAAGUAAUGAGAUCAGAGUAUCAAAGACUCAAUCAUGAAAAGAAUGUUAUGACAGAUAGAAUUAAAGAUAAUCAAGAAAAAAUCAAUAAUAACAAGCAAUUGCCGUAUUUGGUGGGGAAUGUAGUUGAAUUAUUAGAUUUAGAUGCCGAAAAGGAAGCUAGUGAACAAGGAGCUAAUGUAGAUUUAGAUGCAGCUAGAUCAGGGAAGUCAGCUGUUAUAAAGACUUCAACUAGACAAACUAUCUUUUUACCAUUAAUUGGAUUAGUUGAACCAUCCAAAUUAAAACCAAAUGAUUUGAUUGGAGUAAAUAAAGAUUCAUAUUUGAUAUUGGAUACUUUACCAUCCGAAUAUGAUUCUCGAGUUAAAGCAAUGGAAGUCGAUGAAAAGCCAACUGAAAAUUAUACUGAUAUUGGAGGACUUGAUAAACAAAUUGAAGAAUUAAUUGAAGCAGUAGUAUUACCUAUGAAACAAGCAGAAAAAUUCCAAACUCUUGGAAUUAAACCACCAAAGGGAGCAUUAAUGUAUGGACCACCAGGUACUGGUAAAACAUUACUUGCUAGAGCAUGUGCUGCACAAUCAGGUGCUACAUUUUUGAAAUUAGCAGCUCCACAAUUAGUUCAAAUGUUUAUUGGAGAUGGAGCUAAAUUAGUUCGAGAUGCAUUUGCCUUAGCUAAAGAAAAGGCUCCAACGAUUAUUUUUAUUGAUGAAUUAGAUGCAAUUGGAACUAAAAGAUUUGAUUCUGAUAAAAGUGGUGAUAGAGAAGUACAAAGAACCAUGUUGGAAUUAUUAAAUCAACUUGAUGGAUUUGGAUCUGAUGAUCGAGUUAAAGUAUUGGCUGCUACUAAUAGAGUUGAUACAUUAGAUCCAGCUUUAUUAAGAUCUGGUAGAUUAGAUAGAAAAAUUGAAUUCCCCUUACCAUCAGAAGAAGCUCGAGAAUCAGUAUUAAAGAUUCAUGCUAGAAAAUUAAAUUGUGAUAAUAAUUCAGUUAAUUGGAGAGAAUUAGCUCGAUCUACUGAUGAAUUUAAUGGAGCUCAAUUAAAGGCUGUCACAGUUGAAGCAGGUAUGAUAGCAUUAAGAAAUGGAAAAUCCAUCAUUAAGCAUGAAGACUUUGUAGAAGCCAUUGGUGAAGUACAAGCUAGAAAAUCUAAAUCAGUUAACUUCUAUGCAUAA
Scheffersomyces amazonensis is the source of this 1331-nucleotide messenger RNA. RefSeq names its product proteasome regulatory particle base subunit (gene RPT5). The coding region runs from base 42 to 1331 and encodes 429 amino acids. Gene Ontology annotation, molecular function: proteasome-activating activity; ATP hydrolysis activity; ATP binding. Gene Ontology annotation, cellular component: proteasome regulatory particle, base subcomplex. Gene Ontology annotation, biological process: proteasome-mediated ubiquitin-dependent protein catabolic process. NCBI's taxonomy places the organism in Eukaryota, Fungi, Ascomycota, Pichiomycetes, Serinales, Debaryomycetaceae. The record is from RefSeq and is a predicted model, not a curated record. The transcript has a single exon.